Sceloporus undulatus (fence lizard) is the source of this 2572-nucleotide messenger RNA. RefSeq names its product calsyntenin 2 (gene CLSTN2). Gene Ontology annotation, biological process: positive regulation of synapse assembly; positive regulation of synaptic transmission; homophilic cell-cell adhesion. The transcript has 15 exons. Gene Ontology annotation, cellular component: postsynaptic membrane; cell surface. Lineage: Eukaryota; Metazoa; Chordata; Lepidosauria; Squamata; Phrynosomatidae. Gene Ontology annotation, molecular function: amyloid-beta binding; kinesin binding; X11-like protein binding. The record is from RefSeq and is a predicted model, not a curated record. The coding region runs from base 115 to 2499 and encodes 794 amino acids.
UCUGUCUGAUUCAUGUCUGUCUGAGAGGAGAGGAGAGGGAGCGCAGCCUGGAGCCUCUGAGGAAGGAGAGCCGCCUGGGCUGAGAAAGGAAAGCCCCCGAAGCACCUCGGCAGGAUGAGGCAGGGCCGGGAGUGGGCGCUGCUGCAGCUACUGCUGCCUUGGCUCGGGGUCGGCAGCCUUCUGGCCGCCAAAGUGAACAAACAUAAGCCAUGGAUUGAAACAUCUUAUCAUGGAGUUAUUACGGAAAACAAUGACACUGUAAUUCUGGAUCCUCCACUGGUUGCUUUGGAUAAAGAUGCCCCUGUUCCAUAUGCUGGUGAAAUUUGUGCUUUUAAAAUCCAUGGACAGGAAAUGCCCUUUGAAGCUGUGGUGCUAAACAAGACAUCUGGAGAAGGUCGCCUUCGAGCACGCAGUCCAAUUGACUGUGAACUGCAGAAGGAGUACACAUUCAUCAUCCAGGCAUAUGACUGUGGCGCAGGACCUAGUGGAACAAACUGGAAGAAAUCUCACAAAGCUGUAGUCCAUAUCCAAGUAAAGGAUGUCAAUGAGUUUGCACCCACUUUUAAAGAAACCUCUUAUAAAGCUACUGUAACAGAAGGAAAGAUCUAUGACAGUGUAUUACAAGUGGAAGCCAUGGAUGAGGACUGUUCUCCUCAAUACAGUCAAAUAUGCAAUUAUGAAAUUGUCACAACAAAUGUUCCAUUUGCUAUUGACAGGAAUGGGAAUAUCAGAAACACUGAAAAAUUGAGUUAUGACAAACAGCAUCAGUAUGAGGUAAUGGUAACAGCCUUUGACUGUGGGCAAAAGCGUACAACUGAAGAUGUCUUGGUACGAGUUGAAGUCAAGCCUGUAUGUAAACCUGGAUGGCAAGACUGGAAUAAACGUAUUGAGUACAAGCCAGGUUCUGGGAGUAUACCAUUAUAUCCUAGCAUUCAUUUGGAGACUUGUGAUGGACCUGUUUCAUCUAUACAAACCACUAUUGAGUUGCAAACAAACUACAUUGGAAAGGGAUGUGAUCGGGAGACAUACUCUGAAAAAUCCCUUCAGAAAUUAUGUGGAGCAUCAUCAGGUGCAAUUGACUUGUUACCAACUCCCAGUGCAGCAACUAACUGGACAGCUGGUCUUCUGAUAGACAGCAAUGACAUGAUUUUUAAAUUUGAUGGAAAGCAAGGAGCCAAAAUCCCUGAUGGAAUAGUACCAAAAAAUUUAACUGAUCAGUUUACCAUCACCAUGUGGAUGAAGCAUGGUCCAAGUCCAGGUUUAAGAGCAGAGAAAGAAACUAUUCUGUGCAAUUCAGAUAAGACAGAAAUGAAUCGGCACCACUAUGCACUUUAUGUGCACAAUUGUCGACUUGUAUUUCUGUUGCGAAAAGAUUUUGACCAAGCUGACACCUUCCGGCCUGCAGAAUUUCAUUGGAAGCUUGACCAGAUUUGUGAUAAAGAGUGGCACUACUAUGUCGUCAACGUUGAGUUUCCAGUAGUUACCUUGUAUAUGGAUGGUACAACAUAUGAACCUUACCUUGUAACUAAUGACUGGCCUAUUCAUCCAUCGCACAUAGCAAUGCAACUGACUGUUGGUGCUUGUUGGCAAGGGGGUGAAGUCACCAAGCCCAGAUUUGCUCAAUAUUUCCAUGGCAGCCUUGCCAGCCUUACCAUCCGUCCAGGGAAAAUUGAGAGCCAGAAAGUGAUAUCCUGUUUGCAGGCCUGCAAGGAAGGUCUGGAUAUUAACUCCCUGGAGAGCCUUGGCCAAGGAAUAAAGUAUCACUUUAAUCCUUCCCAGUCAGUGCUUGUUAUAGAAGGGGAUGACAUUGAGAAUAUAAAUCAAGCUCUCAGAAAGGUUUCUUAUAUCAACUCAAGACAGUUUCCAACCUCAGGCAUUCGGCGGCUUAAAGUCUCAUCAAGAGUCCAAUGUUUUGGUGAAGAUGUCUGCAUUAGUAUCCCAGAUAUAGAUGCCUAUGUAAUGGUGUUUCAGGCCAAGGAGCCCAAGAUCACAAUAAGUGGAAUGGAUCAUUUUGCAAGACCAGCUGCAGAGUUUGAACAUGAAAAGGGUGUGAUUCUUUUACCAGAUAUCAGGAUUGUCAGCACUGUCACUAAAAUGGAACAUCCUCCUGACUUAAAGGAAUCUAUGGACAGAGUCCAUAAACCUCUUAUGUUAGAAGAGAUGCACCAUAACCUGGAUUUUUGUGACAUUUUGGUAAUUGGGGAAGAAUUAGACCCCAAGCAAGAGUGUUUGGAACUGGAUCGGAAGGAACUUCAAGGCAAACACUUAGAUGCUACAAACUCCACAGCAGGCUAUUCAAUAUAUGGUGUUGACACAAUGAAAAACUAUGAACAGGUUUUGCAAAAGGUUCACUAUCGCAACUGGCACACAUCUUCCAUCUUUGAUAGGAAGUUUAGAAUCAAAUGUUCAGAACUGAAUGGGCGUUAUACCAGCAAUGAAUUUAAUUUAGAAGUUAAUAUUCUGCAUAACUCCAACACUAAUAUCAUGGAAUGUAAAUAAUAUGGUAAACAGCCACAGUUUCUCCAGUCUAUCCAUCACCCAGAGGAAAGCAUAACCAAUAUUCAUGGCUCAG